This is a messenger RNA of Malassezia pachydermatis, 1047 nucleotides long. RefSeq names its product ubiquinone biosynthesis o-methyltransferase. The record is from RefSeq and is a predicted model, not a curated record. The coding region runs from base 1 to 1047 and encodes 348 amino acids. Gene Ontology annotation, biological process: ubiquinone biosynthetic process. The transcript has a single exon. Gene Ontology annotation, molecular function: 2-methoxy-6-polyprenyl-1,4-benzoquinol methyltransferase activity. Lineage: Eukaryota; Fungi; Basidiomycota; Malasseziomycetes; Malasseziales; Malasseziaceae.
AUGCUGGUGCUACGCCACGCCGCUGUGCAGGCUGUGCGCACCUCGCGCAUUGCGCGUGCCAUGCACACAGCCUCUUCGAUUGACCCUUCGGACAUUGCACACUUUUCGCGCCUGGCCGAGCAUUGGUGGGACGAGGAUGGCGAGUUUGCGCCGCUGCAUCGUAUGAACCGAGUACGUAUCGACUUUAUGCGGCAGAAGCUGGAGGAGGUACGUGAAUGGGACGCAGCAAUGGCCGAUGUGUGCGGUACAUCAUACGACUACCAACCUUCGACCACUUUCCUGGACGGGAUGGACAUGCUGGAUGUUGGCUGUGGUGGCGGUAUCCUCGCUGAAGCAGCGACGCGGCUGGGAGCUCGCGUUACCGGCGUCGAUGCUUCCGCUGAAAAUAUUCGCAUUGCCUCGCUGCAUGCUGCACAAGACCCUGCCUUGCGUCUUCGUGAGGCUGACAGCGAGGCGCCGGCCGGCGCCUCGCUGGCUUACGUCCACUCAUCUGCUGAAGCCUUGCAAGCGCAAGGCCGGCAAUUCGAUAUCGUCACAGCGAUGGAAGUGGUCGAGCAUGUGAACCAGCCAGCCGACUUCCUGCGGUGCCUCGCCUCGCUUGUCAAGCCGGGCGGCCACUUGUUCAUGUCAACCAUGUCGCGCACGGCGCUCUCGUACUUCAUCACGAUCUUUAUGGCUGAGCAUAUGCUGCGUGUCGUGACACCAGGCACACACCGUCAUUCCCAGUAUAUCAACCCUGACGAAAUGGUCAGCUUUUUCCGUACAUUGGGUUGGAUCCCGACCGAAGCCGACGUCCUCUCGCAGCGCCCCACUUUGCCCGACGGACGAAAAGCUGCGCCGCUGCCGCCGCGUCUCCAAUUCGAGACGCGCGGUACAAUGUACAUCCCUGGCCUAGGGCGCUGGGUGCUUGCGCCGUCGUCUGUCGCAGACUCACAUGCUACAGGGCGCUCAGAGGCUUGGCUGCCUACGUUGCUAGGCGGCGGCUUACGUCCUACCGAACUAUGCAACUACUUUUUCUGGGUUCGUCGGCCCCUCUCAUCAUCAUAG